AUGGAUCAACUUCAGAGUCGGGUCGAGAAGGCAGACCUGCAGGAUUUGAUUGACAUAUGCGAGCAACUUUCUGAGGAGUGUAGGGGUAUCUCCAAUUGUCUCAAUACCAGCCCAGUCACUCUGGCUUCUCUCGCCAAGGAGUGUCGCGCGAUCACAAAUGCGCUUGACAGGUUACACGAGCUCAGCCGGUCGUUUGAAGGUGGCACAGAAAGUGUUCGGGCAUCAAACAACGAAUUCGUCUAUUCCGUUUCGAAAGAUGUGCAUGAGCUGAGGGCAGCACUGAAACGCAUAAAGGCUCCAGAUAGGGACAGCGGCAUUCACCUCAGCGAACCGCAGCUUAUCAUCGUCUGGAAUGAAGCAGCAUUGAAAGAGUAUCUUGCGCGGCUACGCACUCACCAAGCGUCUCUCCAUACCCUCCUCAAUGCUGCGACACGGCAAGUAACCUUCUUUUCUAAGUGCGCUGGCUCAAGGCUAACUCUGAGUAGUGCCGGUUAUAACUUUGGGGAAAAUGACAACAGGAGGCGCGUGAUUGAGCCAGAUAUUGGAGUAGAUGAGGCACUACGGAGCCUUGCUCGAAAGUUCACAGCGCCAAACCAACAAUCUGUCGUGCUACCUAGAGUCAGUGACUCUGCCGAGAUCCAGAUCCUACUUGAUACCCUUGUACCACCACCAGGAGUCAAUUACGUGAGAACCAAGGAUGCCGCAAAUGAACUGCACAAUGCCAUUGAGCGGAGCGAUGAGACUGCUGUCUUUCAUAUCCUUCUCGAACGCGCAGACCCCAACAUAAUGUUGGCUGGUUCAAUGCUCUCCCCGCUGCAUCGCGCUUUCGACAAAGGACAUAUGCUGAUCGCUGCUUUUCUCAUCGUGGCUGGUGCCGAUGUUGACGAGCCAACUACUGAUGGUCAUACAGCAUUGAUGAGAGGGAUCAGAUGCGGGUUUUCAGAACAAUUUGCAACUCUUGUGAUUCACAUGAAAGCCCGCGUCAAUGCGAUCGAUAACGAUGGAUGCUCAGCCCUACACCUCUCGGCCGCUUCAGAUGUUAUCGACGAUGAAACGCUCCCAGUCCUCAUCGACGCAGGCGCCGAUAUCAACCUUGUCGACUAUAAUGGCCAGACACCACUUCUCGUGGCGAUUCAGCAUAGUCGCUGGUCUGCGGCAACAAAGCUCGUACAAGCUGGUGCAGAUCUAGAGGUGCGAUUACCGGAUGGAAAGACAGCCCUCCACAUGGCUAUCGCAAUGCGCAACCAAGAGUUCUCCCAGGUGUUGAUAUCUCGAGGAGCAAACGUUGAUCGCGUACUCCGCGAGCAUACUCCCCUCACGAUGGCCAUCAACUCUCGAUGCACAGCUAUCACUGCUGUUCUUCUAGAUAGCGGUGCAGACCCUAAUCUGCCCAGCCGCAACGGAAACACACCUUUACUAGCAGCAGCAUCCACAGGGCAUGACGAAACUGUGCGAUAUCUCAUCGCCCAUGGAGCCGAUCCAGCAGCCACUCAGGGACACUCUGGGUACUCAGCGAUGCAUAUGGCAGCUCACAAGGACAAGCCUCACAUCCUCCAGCUGUUGUUUGAUGCAGGCGCACCUGUUGAUAUCUUGGAUAAGACAGGCGAAACCCCUCUACUUGUGGCAGCCAAGCUUGGCAAUGCGCAAAGUAUUUUUCGCCUGAUCAGACUCGGUGCUGAUGUCGAGCGAGUAGGACCGGACGGGAUGAGCAUUCUUUCUCACGCAGUCAAGAUGGGCGAUGUUGACCUUGUCACGGCACUCCUAGAGCUGGGAGCGGGUAUGCAGGUGUCAUCCAUGUUUCCUUCGAAGGGCAGUAAGGAAUAUCUGGUACCCGAGCCGCAGACGACCCCGAUUCACGUUGCCGCUCAGCACGCACGAGACGAGAUCUUACUGCGGCUUGUGUCCUAUGGUGCCUCCCUCGAGAGCACCAUCUUCCCUGGUCGGACACCUCUCUCCGUUGCUGCAUCUCAUGGGCACAUCUCGACAGUCCGGUUGCUUCUUCGACUCGGUGCAAAUACGCAAGCUUUAACAACACAUGGUGAUACGAUUCUUUUCCAGGCAUCGGCAAACCAAGCAACCCUCAAGCUCUUGCUACAGCAGGGAAUUGACGUGAAUCAUCAGAACGAUCGGGGCGCUACAGCUCUUCACUACGCGGCUCUUCGCGGGCACAUCGGGGGUGUGAGGAUGUUGCUUGAGAAGGGUGCUCGACAGUACCACGCAAACGCAGUGUGGGAUGCCUGGGAGGACAGAGAUGGAACCGGAGGUUAUCGACAGGGCACACCAGCUGGCAUGGCCAUGCAGAGAGGUCUGGAUAAGGUCGCGGAGUUGAUUGAGGGAUGGAAGUAUAAUUGA
Messenger RNA from Fusarium tjaetaba, 2352 nucleotides. RefSeq names its product ankyrin 3. Lineage: Eukaryota; Fungi; Ascomycota; Sordariomycetes; Hypocreales; Nectriaceae. The coding region runs from base 1 to 2352 and encodes 783 amino acids. The transcript has a single exon. Gene Ontology annotation, molecular function: protein binding. The record is from RefSeq and is a predicted model, not a curated record.